AUGCCGCCCGUACCGUCCGACUCUACUCGGACGCUCAGUAAUGCUCCUGUCGGGCGAGCUGGUGGCCAACGUGGCACUAUGGGUCGCGGCGGCUUGCACGUUCGCGACGAGCGAGACGCGCAAGGGGGUCUUGAGUUUAGCGCAGCUGAUCUCGCUCGUCUUCUCCUCUCCUCCUCUCGAUGCGCAGAUAUGGAUCACAUUGUCGCGAUAGACAACGCCACCCGCUCGCUCGUCGCCAUCGGCCAGACGCCCGUCACCGUGGGCCUCUUCUUCUCGCUCGGCCACUCAACAAUUGUGAUCGCCAUGACGCUCGCAAUUAUCAUCGCAACGUCUGCUAUCAACAAGUUACCGAAUGUUAGCAGCGUUGGAGGCCUCAUUGGCGUUUCGGUCAGCGCGAGUUUCUUGUUCCUCCUGGCCGUCAUCAACUCGGUCAUGCUGUGGCAGUCUCUUCGUGUCGUUCGUAGGCGGAGACGAGACCAGGCAGCUCUCGAAGCCCAACAACCGGACAAACUCGCUAUCGUACCUUCUCUACCUUCUUCCAACCUCUCUCCUCCCGUCUUCCUCCAGCCGACUUCCGUCGACCUAUCGGUCGCCCCCAAAACCGCAUCGACGACAGAAGUCAACCCACCGCUGGCCGAGAAGCAGCUUAUCGACGAGAAGGAGGGCGACUUGGCGGGAAAGGCUGAGCUUACGGACGAGGAGAAGGCCACUCGAGCUACAGACGAGCUACUCGGGCUGCCAGCGAUGACCUGCAUCGCGCGGAUAGGCAGACCGCUGUUCAAGCUCAUCAACAAGCCGUGGAAGAUGUACCCUAUAGGCGUCCUCUUCGGUCUCGGAUUCGACACCGCAAGCGAGAUCUCCCUUCUCGGCAUCUCAGCCCUCGCCUCCUCGAGCCCACACCGCCUCCCCUCCGCCCAACUGAUCCUCCUCCCGCUCCUCUUCACAGCCGGAAUGACAGCAGUCGACUCGCUCGAUUCGGUGUUCAUGUUGACGGCGUAUACGUUUCCUCAGCGGGUCGAUACACCGAUGGAGAGAGCGGAGAAGGGGAGGUGGUGGGAUGUGAGGGCGUGGGUGUUGUUUGAGAGGCGUUUGGGGGAGGAAGAGGAGCAGAGGAGGAGGGAGGAAGCGAGGGAGAGGAUGGGGAUGCUGAAGAGGGCGGAUGAGGACAAGUUGCUGGGCAUCAGCGUCGCGUUGACGGUCAUCUCGAUCGUCGUGGCGUUGCUCAUCUCUAUCACGGAGUUCAUGGGUCUCGCACUGGAGAAAUGCGCCUCCUGCUCAGCAGCCGCCGACUCCGACCCGAACCUCUCCGGCCGCUGGUGGCGUUUCUGGCGCGCCGUGAACGACAACUCGGGAUACCUUGGUGCGGGCGUUGUCGGGCUGUUUGUGCUGGUGUUUGUGGGAUGGGCAGGGUGUUGGUGGUGGAAUCGACGGAAGGAGCGGAGGAGGCGAGGUGGAGCGGAGGAGUAG
Messenger RNA from Rhodotorula toruloides NP11, 1467 nucleotides. RefSeq names its product high-affinity nickel-transporter. Gene Ontology annotation, biological process: nickel cation transmembrane transport. NCBI's taxonomy places the organism in Eukaryota, Fungi, Basidiomycota, Microbotryomycetes, Sporidiobolales, Sporidiobolaceae. Gene Ontology annotation, molecular function: nickel cation transmembrane transporter activity. The transcript has 10 exons. Bases 1 to 1467 code for a protein of 488 amino acids. The record is from RefSeq and is a predicted model, not a curated record. Gene Ontology annotation, cellular component: plasma membrane.